AUGGAGAGAGGAGGUUAUAGAGGCGGAGGAAGAGGUGGUCCUGGUGGUAGGAGCAGUGGUAGAAGAGGAGGUUAUGGAAGGGGAAGGGAUGGUGGUCGUAGUGGCGGGUAUGAUGGUGGUCGUGCUGGCGGGUAUGAUGGUGGUGGUCGUGCUGGCGGGUAUGAGGGUGGCGGUCGUGCUGGCGGGUAUGGUGGUGGUCGUGCUGGCCGGUAUGAGGGUGGCGGUCAUGGUGGCCAUGAACAUCAGCAUUGGAGACCAACCAAUGAAGGUGGUGCCGGCGGUCCUACACCCGGUCAAAGUGUUGGUGGAGUGGGGGCCACAAUGGGUGGUGGGUCACAGUCAGAGCGGCAUGGAGGUGGUCCACGUAGUCAAAGUGGUGAAAUGGGGCCUAGAAGGGGUUGGGAAGUUGGCCGCCGUGGUGGUGUUGACGAGGAAGGAAGGAGCGAUCAGGUUUCAGAAACUGGGAGAGGAAAGGGACCCUCGAUACCUGUUAAUGCGGAUCCAUCUAGAAAUUGGGCUUCUGGUUCUAAUUCUUCUGGUGAUCUUGAACGAAGUAAUUUGCCAAAAGGAUUGGCUUCUUGCUCUUUGGACAAUGCUGAUAGGAUCAGUCCAGUUCAACGACCAGAUAAAGGUGGCAAACUGGCUGUCCGAAGCCCGAAGCUUCUUGUAAAUCAUUUUCCUGUCAGGUUCAAUCCUGAGGGUAUCAUAAUGCAUUAUGAUGUUGAUAUCAAGCAAGAAGUGCUUCCCAAGCAUGGUCGGCCUGGAAAAAUUUCGAAGUCCAAUUUAGCAAUGAUCAGGGAUAAGUUAUUUGCUGAUGAUCCUUCUCGGUUUCCCCUAGCUAUGACUGCUUAUGAUGGGGAGAAGAACAUUUUCAGUGUGGUUCCCUUACCCACCGGAACAUUUAAAGUGGAGGUCUCUGAGGCAGAAGAUGUGAAACCGCGUUCUUACCUAUUUACCAUAAAGCUUGUGAAUGAACUUCACCUGCGCAAGUUGAAGGAUUACUUGAGUGGGAAACUUCGUUCAAUACCUCGUGACAUAUUACAAGGAAUGGAUGUGGUGAUGAAGGAGCACCCCGCCAGGAUGAUGAUCUCUGUUGGCCGUAGCUUCCAUUCUUUUAGAGCUCAUCAAGAUAACCUUGGGCAUGGAAUCAUAGCAUCCAGAGGGAGUCAACAUGGUCUCAAGGCGACUUCCCAGAGCCUAGCUCUUUGCUUGGAUUACUCUGUUCUGUCAUUUUACGAGCCAGUUCCUGUGAUAGAUUUCUUGAGAAAACAUAUUUCUGGGUUUAAUUUAAAUAAUUUUGGAAAAUUUUGUAGAGAUGUGGAAGGUGUGUUGAAGGGUCUCAAAGUUAGAGUGACUCACCGUGUCACCAAACAAAAAUAUGUUAUUACUGGGUUGACGAGAGAUGCCACACGAGAUAUUUCAUUUCCUCAAGAAGAUCCAGAUGGCAAGGCUUCACAAGAGGUUAGGCUUGUUGAAUAUUUCCGGAAAAAAUAUAGCAGAGAUAUAGUGCAUCAAGAUAUCCCAUGCCUAGAGAUGAAAAGCAACACAAAGAACUAUGUACCAAUGGAGUUCUGUGUCUUGGCUGAGGGCCAAAUAUUUCCAAAAGAGUAUCUGGAUAAAAAUAAAGCCCUGGUGUUGAAGGAAAUCUCACUACCAAAGCCAAAGGAUAGACAGAAAUCAAUAUGCAGUAUGGUGCAGGAUGGAGAUGGACCUUGUCGUGGAGAGAUUAUCCGAAAUUUUGGAGUGGAAGUCAGCAUGAAUAUGACCCCAGUGGUGGGUCGUGUGAUUGAGCCACCUGAAUUGAAUGUAGGUGCACCCAAUGGCAGAGUGAUUAAGAUACCAGUUGACAAGGAGAAGUGCCAAUGGAAUCUUGUUGGAAAAGGAGUGGUGGAAGGGAAACCAAUUGAGCGAUGGGCUGUCCUUGACUUCAGCUGUGAUGAUUAUCGAUUCCGAUUAAAUCCCAAUCAAUUCAUCCCAAAGCUUAUUGCUCGGUGCCAAAAACUGGGGAUUCGCAUGGAAGAGCCCCUCUUUUAUCAAGAUACUAGCAUGCGGAUGUUUUCUAAUGUUGAUGCACUUCGUGAACUUCUUGAAGCAGUCAAUGACCGUGUUCACAAAGUCUGUAGAGGCCGGUUGCAGUUUCUUCUCUGUGUCAUGUCAAGGAAGGAUCCUGGUUACAAAUAUCUCAAAUGGAUUUCUGAAACCAAAGUCGGUAUUGUGACACAAUGUUGUUUGUCCCCUCCUGCGAACAAAGGAAAUGAUCAGUACCUUGCUAAUCUUGGUCUCAAGAUUAAUGCUAAGCUUGGAGGAAGCAAUGCAGAGCUCAGUGACAGACUUCCGUACUUUGGGGAUGAAAACCAUGUCAUGUUUAUUGGGGCUGAUGUCAAUCAUCCUGGUGGUCGACACACAACAAGUCCAUCUAUUGCAGCUGUUGUUGGUACCAUAAAUUGGCCAGCUGCAAAUCGCUAUGCAGCUCGAGUUCGUCCUCAGGAUCCUCGUAAAGAGCAGAUUUUGAAUUUUGGCGAUAUGUGUUUGGAGCUUGUUAAAUGUUAUUCUCGGCUCAAUAAAGCGAAACCUGAGAAGAUUGUGAUAUUCCGUGAUGGUGUCAGUGAGGGCCAGUUUGAUAUGGUUCUUAAUGAAGAGUUAAUGGACAUCAAGAGGGCUUUGAAGUCAAUCAAUUACACCCCAACCAUAACACUCAUUGUUGCCCAGAAGCGGCAUCUGACUCGUCUUUUUCCUGGGGAUGGGGGAUCUACUGGCAAUGUGUCUCCAGGCACAGUUGUGGACACAACAAUUGUUCAUCCUUUUGAGUAUGAUUUUUACCUCUGUAGCCACUACGGAACCCUAGGGACAAGCAAGCCCACGCAUUACUAUGUUCUAUGGGAUGAGCAUGGCCUCGGUUCUGACGUGCUGCAGAAGGUCAUAUACAACAUGUGCUUCACAUUUGCUCGUUGCACAAAACCUGUGUCAUUAGUCCCACCAGUCUACUAUGCCGACCUCGUUGCUUAUAGAGGAAGGCUAUACUAUGAGGCAGUAAUGGAAGGGCAGUCUCCAUCUUCUGUAUCAUCUUCAUCAUCUUCAAGGACUUCAUCAUCACUUUCAGUGGCAGCUUCGGUGGAAGAAAGGUUUUGUAUGCUGCAUGCAGACCUGGAAAACAUCAUGUUUUUUGUUUGA
This is a messenger RNA of Dovyalis caffra, 3171 nucleotides long. The record is from the annotation of a GenBank genome assembly. NCBI's taxonomy places the organism in Eukaryota, Viridiplantae, Streptophyta, Magnoliopsida, Malpighiales, Salicaceae.